GGCGCUGCAGGGAGUCCUGCAGCUGUGCAGCGCUCUCCCGAGAAGCGGAGUGGGUGUGGCAGCUGCUCAGCUCCUGGCUGUUUGGACCAGGUCAGGCCCCUCCUGGGCUAGGCAGAACUAGGGGCAUGUUGGACCCCAUCUGCGGGCCCGGGGGCCUCCUGGCCGCUAGGCUCUUCCUGCUGAUGCAGCUGUUCGUGGGCUACUACUCUACCUCUGAUGAUCCCAUCCAAGACGAAGGCUGUGGUCAUUCAUAUCUCUACGACAGAGUCAUAGGUGGAGAGGAUUCAGUAAGCCAGAAGUGGCCAUGGCAAGUGAGCAUUCAAGAAUCCAACAAUCACCUGUGCAGUGGAACCAUAAUUGCCCCUCAGUGGGUGAUGACAGCUGCUCAUUGUGUGAAGAAUGACUUUUCUUAUGAUGUCUACAUGGGGAGCACGAAACUCAAUGAAAGCAGUAAAAAUUCUCUCCGGGUCUCAGUUAAGAAGGUGGUGAUUCAUCCCAACUUCCAGGAGAAGAGAUACUGGUCAUGGAUUGGCCGUGAGAACGACAUAGCCCUCCUCAAGCUGGUCAAGAGGUUGAAUUACACCAAGCACAUUGCCCCUAUCUGCAUUGCCUCCUCCAAGUUCCAAGUGAAACCUGGGUCCUUUUGCUGGCUAACAGGUUGGGGCGUGACCAAAGUACCCACUGCAGGGAAGGAAGAGCCAAUGUCUCCAAAACUUCAGGAAGCCGAGAUCUCCAUCAUGAGCAACGACGACUGUGACACCUUCUACCACGAAGCCUCCCAAGUGCCCACCAUCGUCCGCAUCAUCUCCAUCGGCAUGCUGUGCAGCGAUUACUCCCGAGGAAGAGACUUCUGUAUUGGAGAUGAUGGGAGCCCACUCGCCUGUGAAGUUGACAACACCUGGUUCCAGGCAGGUCUGGUGAGCUGGUCCCUGGGAUGUGCUCAGCCAGAAACCCCAGGUGUCUAUGCUCGGAUCAGCACGUACUCCAACUGGGUAGAUAGGGUGGUAGCCGAGCUGAACCACACAGUCUCCAUCCUUCUCACCUGCUCCUGGAUCACACUCCUAUCCCUGCUCUUGCUGCUUUGUCUCAUGAUGGUCCUGUGAACGCUUCUCACUUUCCUUUAAUUCCCUCCCCCCCCCCCCCACCGUCAGACCCCGACUAUCCCUGGAAGCUUUCCUUCACUUUAAUUCCAUGGCCGAGUGGGCAGAUCCAGGAGCUAUCUGAGGAUAUCUGUGGCCACUUGGGCAGGAGGUGGGACUAGAGAGAGAGGAAUAGCUCCUUAAGAAGGGACAGAUUACCAAGAUUCAUUGUUUAGGAUAAUUGGGUCCCAUAGACCUUGUUGAAAUGGGAAGAAAGAAGCAGGAUGCCCUUAGGCAACCCUGGAAAAGGGAAGAAUCAGAAAGAGUGCUUCUAGAAAUUGAUAGAAAGUUGGCAGUCAUUCAACGCAAGCAGAAGGAGCCAAAGGUGACCUGGGGGCGAGGGCUUGGUACAUAAGUCCUCACUCAUGCUAGAUAGAUUAGCACAGUAUUGUUUUACAUAUGGCAGGGACUCAAUAAAUUCACGUUCAUUGAUGGAUUGGUUGAUUCUCUCUUAUUCACUCACAUUCUAACC
Monodelphis domestica (gray short-tailed opossum) is the source of this 1611-nucleotide messenger RNA. RefSeq names its product serine protease 50 (gene PRSS50). Lineage: Eukaryota; Metazoa; Chordata; Mammalia; Didelphimorphia; Didelphidae. The record is from RefSeq and is a predicted model, not a curated record. Gene Ontology annotation, biological process: proteolysis. Gene Ontology annotation, molecular function: threonine-type endopeptidase activity; serine-type endopeptidase activity. Gene Ontology annotation, cellular component: endoplasmic reticulum.